Camellia sinensis is the source of this 1210-nucleotide messenger RNA. RefSeq names its product auxin-induced protein 22B. The record is from RefSeq and is a predicted model, not a curated record. Lineage: Eukaryota; Viridiplantae; Streptophyta; Magnoliopsida; Ericales; Theaceae. Gene Ontology annotation, cellular component: nucleus. Gene Ontology annotation, biological process: regulation of DNA-templated transcription.
CAUCUCUAUAAAAUUACCCUUCUUUGUUACACAACUACCCCAUUAACACAACCAACAAUUCUCUUGACUUUCUACGAAUCUUGCGCAGCCUCACCAGAAAAACAAAGAACAACUCGCACGAAUCUUACCCACCUCUUUCUUCUACACAUAACAACACUACACAACACAAUUCUUGAAGAAAGGUUAUAUUGAUUGAUCAGUUUGUUUGGAAAGUUUUGUUAGAUUUGUGAAAGUCUAUAUUGGUUUUGAGAGAUGGAAAGCUCAGUGACGUUUGAGAGCGAUCUUCAUUUCAAGGCAACCGAGCUCAGGUUGGGCUUGCCAGGGACUGAUGAGUCUGAGAAACAAAGUUUGACUAGUGUGAGAAACAACAAGCGAGCAACGCCUGACACAGCGGAGGAUGGAGGAUCAGAGGGUGGUGGAUCCGAUGACAAAAAAAGUGACUGUGAAAGUGCACCCGCUGCCAAAGCUCAAGUGGUGGGGUGGCCGCCAAUCCGAUCCUACCGGAAGAACAGCUUCUCACCAAAGAAGACUGAGGCAGAGACCGGAAUGUAUGUGAAAGUAAGCAUGGAUGGAGCUCCAUAUCUCAGAAAGAUUGAUUUGAAGGUUUACAAGGGCUACCCAGAACUCUUAAAGGCUUUGGAGAACAUGUUCAAACUCACCAUAGGUGACUACUCAGAGAGGGAAGGCUACAAAGGAUCAGAAUAUGAACCAACUUAUGAAGACAAAGAUGGUGACUGGAUGCUGGUUGGAGAUGUUCCAUGGGAUAUGUUCACAACAACCUGCAAGAGAUUGAGAAUCAUGAAAGGAUCAGAAGCGAAAGGCUUAGGUUGUAGGGUAUAAUAAACCCACAACCUGCAGAAAACCCAUAACAGUAAUGGAAGAUCAGAAGUUGUCUCUCAUGAAGACCUAAUUUUCAGCUUGGGUUCUCGAAGAAUUUUGAUUUUGAAUACCCUCUUUGUGUCAACAGUUAUCUCUAGACUUCGAGUGGGAAGUGCAAGCAGAAAACAGAAAGAAGUACAUUAAAAUUACAGUACUUUAUAAAGUUGUAGCAGAAAAUCUAUGGUGGUUUGAGGUCGGUCUGUGUGUGAUAUUGUCUUGUUUGUAGUAGUUCCAUAGAACCAAAACUGCAUACAAAGAAAUACUUGCUUUCCAGAGCAAUUGUAUAGAGAUAUAUAUAUAUAUAACAAUAUGGUUCUCCAAGUUUUGGUUA